Nothoprocta perdicaria is the source of this 1585-nucleotide messenger RNA. Its product is annotated as KIAA0040 ortholog. The record is from RefSeq and is a predicted model, not a curated record. The coding region runs from base 177 to 503 and encodes 108 amino acids. Lineage: Eukaryota; Metazoa; Chordata; Aves; Tinamiformes; Tinamidae. The transcript is spliced from 2 exons.
UGCGGACACUCGUCCUGAGGCGGCGCGGAGCAGCGGCCGCGGCCUCGGCAUCCAGGCACCAUCCAAAGACACUUUAGGAGCCCAUUAGCUGUUUACAGGUGCUGAGCAUAUCCUGAGAGGCCUCAAAGCAGAAGGACUGUGCCAGAACAGUGCAGGCUGCCUGCCAGGGAGCCAACAUGGAGCAGAAGAUCAGCUCUUUCUUUAAUUCUAUUUUGGAGCUCAUCCGUACCAAGCAUGAGGAAGGGAUCUUCAACACCAUCUGCCUUGCUGUGCUGUUGGGCCUGCCCUUUGUUGUGCUCAUUGUGUUCAUUUUUAUCUGCUGCCACUGCUGCUUCUGCAGACGGAGGGGAGCAAACAGCAAGAAAGGUGGCACCAGCAGCAAUGGGCAGCUCCAUGCUGACAGGAGCAAGAAGAAAAAGAAGAAGAAGGAUGAAGAGGACCUGUGGAUCUCAGCACAGCCCAAGCUGCUCUUGCUGGACAAGAGGCCAUCGCUACCAAUAUAGCAGACAGGAAGGCGUCCAGGCCCUCCCUGCAGAGACCUUGCCAGUUCUUUCAACUGUGCAGUUACAAGAGGCAAGGAAAUGCCAUAGCUGCUGCCUUCUAUGUAGUGACUUUCAAAAGAGGAUGAACUCAAAAGCCAACCAGAGUGUUGAAAGCACUUGUUGAAGGCAAGGCACUUGGGCAUGUGCUUAUGCAGUUCUUUUUUUCCCCCACCACAACAGCGUGCCGGAAGGUAGAAACCCAUGCAAAAGGACACACAUGCACACAGACACAUGCAGUAGUAAGCAUGAGAGUGACCUGCCACUAGGCCAUAUGCACCUUCACCUAGAGAUGCACCUCUUGCCAUAAGCACAACGUAGUUGUAUCAAGCUGACACUUGGCAAACUCGUGUUUGUAAGUGUGYCUGCUGUAGCACAGCCAAAUGUGCCCAGGACCAAGUGCACUUAAUGACUAAGCUGUCUGUGCACAACCACUGCAUGAGCACACAUGUCCGCAUGCAAAGCAAGCACACAUUCCUCAUUCAUGUGCCUUGCCACAGAGCUAGCACAACAUGACUGCCUAAGCUCUGUCCAAAUCCCGACCUCGUUGGAGAUGCAAAGAAAAACAAGUGCCAAAUUACAUCACAACUCAAAGAUGUGUUGUCUCCCCACUCCCAAUCCAAAGGCAAUAAGAGCUUUUGAAGGUAGAAACUCCCUGACACCUAUCCCAACCGUAGAGACCUCAUGAUUCCAUCUUAAGGCAGCAAAGCAGAAGGACAUGCUGCCAUCCAGACUGGAGUCAGCAAGGAGAAACAAGGCUGCAAGUCCAGKCCCUUUGCACCAGCACUGAAAAGUUCCUCAAGAAAAACUGUAUUAAACCGUUUGGCCUUUAAAUAGUCCAUCAUGCUGCAACAAGCACUGCAUCACCUCUAUGCUAGUGCAAGAGUGGAAAUGCAAGCUGCAGCUCUUUAGGAGCUUAGUUGUGAGCAUUAGUGUUAUUUAUUGAAUGACUACUAGAGAAAGGUAGGAUCAAGGCUCCCUGUGACAUGGGGCUAGGAACYGAUGCAGCACUGUGGCAGUGGACCCCCUUUCCCUAUGCACACAGC